Messenger RNA from Cylindrotheca closterium, 594 nucleotides. The record is from the annotation of a GenBank genome assembly. Lineage: Eukaryota; Bacillariophyta; Bacillariophyceae; Bacillariales; Bacillariaceae.
AUGCUUGGGCGAGCUGCAGUCUCUCGCGCCGUGACCGGAGCCCUGAAGAACAGGCGCACAUUCACCAGUAAAAGAAAUCCAAGCGAGAUGACGACAGCGGAAAGGCAAGAAGCCAUUCGUGAGGCAAACAAAACAAUGAAAGGAUAUGUUGAAACACGGAUUCUUGCAAAGCAGGGCAAACUUAGGAAGCGAAAGGCUUCUGAAGAGACCCAAAGCGCUUCAAAAAUCCAGCUUUCAAUGUUGAUUAGUCUCGCUGCAGCUUUCAUUGCCAGUCCAAUACUUGGGAAGAAAAUCGCAACGGAUCAAGAGUUUCGGGACAAAUAUAUUCCCGAUUGGUAUGACUUUCGGAUCCGUGCUCCCUCUUCAGCUUGGACGAGACAAGAGCUACACGAACAACUUGUUGAGGUCGAGAGAGACAUGAGGGAGCGUGCAAUCAGAGGGGAGUUCACCCCAGAAAAACUGCAAGAUAUGAAAAGGCAAAUGCAUCCCAGAAGUGAUUUGACAGAGGAAGAUUUGUACUACGCCAAAAAGUAUGGGUGGGGGAAAGUCCACCCCGGAGUCGAUGAUGAUGAUGAGGAUGACGAAGACGAUUAA